Poeciliopsis prolifica (blackstripe livebearer) is the source of this 1842-nucleotide messenger RNA. Its product is annotated as solute carrier family 2, facilitated glucose transporter member 11-like. Bases 77 to 1621 code for a protein of 514 amino acids. The record is from RefSeq and is a predicted model, not a curated record. Gene Ontology annotation, biological process: monosaccharide transmembrane transport. Gene Ontology annotation, cellular component: membrane. NCBI's taxonomy places the organism in Eukaryota, Metazoa, Chordata, Actinopteri, Cyprinodontiformes, Poeciliidae. Gene Ontology annotation, molecular function: hexose transmembrane transporter activity. The transcript has 12 exons.
UGAGAGCAGCCUCAAGAAGAAAAGGAUACUCCAUGUGUGGACAACAGUUUUAAAAAGCCUUGAGGUUGUGAGAAAAAUGCCAAAAGAAUACGUGGAUGAGUACGAGCCUUUGAUCGUAAGGGGCAUUAGAGACAAAAGGCGUUUAAAGCUUCCAAACAAAUCGCUGCUAUUUGCUGUGUUUGCUGCUUGUGUUGGAGGAACGUUUCAGUAUGGAUACAAUAUCUCUGUCAUCAACGCACCCACAAUGUACGUACAAAAUUUCAUCAACCAGACCUGGAUGCAGCGCUAUAAAACCAACAUAUCACAGGAUGGACUCACGCUGCUCUGGUCCACCAUUGUUUCCGUGUUCACCUUAGGAGGGUUCAUAGGGGCAUCAGUGGGUGGGACUUUAUCUGUGAAGCUGGGAAGGAGAGGGACGCUGCUGGCCAAUAACGCCUUUUCACUGACAGCUGCUCUGCUGAUGGGUCUGAGCUCCACUGCAGGCUCAUUUGAGCUGCUCAUCAUUGGACGGCUCCUCAGUGGAAUGAAUGCAGGAAAAUACAGCAUUGCCCUGUGUGUUCAGCCUCUUUACUUGGGGGAAAUAGCUCCGACUGCAUUACGUGGGGCCAUGGGAAUGGGAACUUCAGUCUUCAUCACUGGUGGAAUCUUAACAGGACAGGUUAUGGGCCUCAAAGAAAUUCUUGGUAAAGAAGAGUACUGGCCCAUUCUGCUCUCCACCACAUGCGUCCCUGCAUUCCUGCAGCUCCUUAUUCUGCCCUGGUUCCCGGAGAGCCCGCGCUACCUGCUUAUUGACAAAGGAGAUGAGGAGAGAUGUAAAAAAGCCUUGAGGCAGCUGCAUGGCAUAGCUGACUCUGGUGAUGCGUUGGAGGAUAUCGAAAAGGAGAAAAAUAAUUUGGUGGGUUUCCAAGCCAAGAAGCCCUGGGAACUCUUCUCCGAUCGUAGUUUACGUUGGCAACUUCUCACCAUCAUCCUGCUGAACAUUGCUCAGCAACUGAAUGGCAUUAAUGCUAUUUACUUCUAUGCUGAUUAUGUGUUCCGACAAUCUGGUAUUCCUAUGGAUAAAAUACCUUAUGCAACUGUCGGCACUGGUGCCUGUGAGUGCAUCACUGCUUUAACGUGUGGUAUGCUUAUUGAAUGUCUGGGAAGGAAAAUCCUCAUCAUGGGGGGUUAUGUACUCAUGAGUAUUUGCUGUGUUUUUUUCACACUGACGCUCACUUUCCAGGAUUUCAGCCCCGUUUUUCCAUACCUAAGCAUGGCAUGUAUUUUUGCCUUUAUCUUGAGUUUUGGCUUGGGACCAGGUGGGGUGACUAACAUCCUAACCACAGAGUUGUUCACACAAAAUGCUCGACCUGCUGCCUUCAUGAUUGCAGGAUCAGUGAACUGGCUCAGCUUCUUCUUAAUCAGCUUGGUCUUUCCCUUCAUUGUGAUUGGGCUACAGCAGUACUGUUUCCUGGUCUUCUUGGCAGUUUGCUCCUUGGUGGUCACCUACAUAUUCUUUGUUGUUCCUGAAACAAAGAACAAAACCUUUGUGGAAAUUCAGAACGAGUUCCAGUCAUCGAAGAUGAACAAGUUUUGCAGUUCAGAGGGAGCUGGAGCUAUACUCUCAUCAACGUCCAUCUAAAAUGUUUCUCAAACAAACUUUCUCUGUCACGCACAACAUUUACACAUCACUAAAUAAUGAGGAAACACACACAUGCAUGAGAGAGCAGACUGUAAUAAAUAUCUACAAAAUGAAGUUAAGAUGACCUUGUUACACAUCCCUGUAUUAUACAUGAUGAUUUGUACUACCUCUAUAAAGGAUGCUUUACUUAAAUUUUUAAAUACAUGUCAGUUAAAAAUGUC